GAUGGUCGGCUAAUGAUCUGCUGGUCUCGACCGUAAUUUUCUCGUGCAAAUGUGUGAUUAGUGACUGGUUAGGGGAAAUUUUCACCGUUUAACCAUGGUAAUGUCGUGUCCGUACCUUAGGUUAACUUUUCUAGUCUACAGUGUGUUUCUACUGGCGUCGAAACUAUGCGUGGCAAAUGAGGUGUUCGGUUGUGGAGGUUUCAUCAAAAACGCAAACUCCGACCUCGACUUCAGCAAGGUGGAAGUCGGACUGUAUAACACUCAGGGCAGUUUGAAAAUCAAAACGGACUGUUCGCCCUCGAAUGGGUAUUAUUUUAUUCCUUUGUACGACAAAGGGGAGUACGUGCUGAAGGUUAUUCCCCCUCCCGGGUGGAGUUUCGAGCCGGAACAGGUACCGAUCAAGUUUGACGGGACAAGUGACAUCUGUAGUCAGGGUAAGGAUGUGAACUUUCUGUUCAAAGGUUUCGGUAUUACCGGUACGGUGUCAAUUUACCGGCAGACGGUGGGUGCCAAAGGAGUACAGGUUGAGCUGAGGUCUGAGAGUAAUGCCAAAAUUGGGCAGACCGUCACCGAUGGGAAUGGUAUUUUUUCGUUUACUCCCAUCAAAUCCGGGAAGUACGUGAUUAAGGUGAAACACGAUAAGUGGCACUUUGUUGUGCCGGAGUAUAAUGUGACGGUGACUACCGGGAAUACGGAGAUUCCACCGAAUUCUCUGGUUGUGGCUGGGUUUGAGGUGGAAGGCAGUGUCUUCAGUGAUGGGCAACCGUUCGGGAAUGUUGGAUUUUUGCUGUACGCUGAGAAGGGGAUGAUUUCGAUGGUGAAAUGUCCGACGGAAAAAAUUCCACCAAUCAGUGGAACGGACCCGCGAUAUGGCGGAGCUCCUCGUUGCUAUGUGGAGCCCAACAAAGCAAGCGGGAAGUUUGUUUUUCCAAGUGUGUCAGUUGGAAAGUAUCGCAUUGUACCGCAUUUCGAUAGCAAAGAUAUUCAGUUUCAUAUACGGCCGGAGGCCGUAGAAUUUGAGGUGGGCCGAGACAGUGUACGGUUGGCUGAGAGCUUUGAAGUGACUGGUUUUAGUGUGAGCGGAAAGGUGCUGCUGGCCAGCGGUGGUUCGGGAGUUGCUAAUGCGAAGGUUAAGUUGAAUGGAAGGGAAGUUGCGGCUACGAAUGCGAAUGGAAAAUAUCUGCUGGAUAAUAUUCAAGCUGGAACGUAUACGAUUCAGGUGGCGGCCGAUGAUUUGCAGUUCAAGGAUCAUAUUGUUAAAAUAGCACUGAGCAAACCGGCUCUGCCGGAUGUUAUUGUAGCAGGAUUUAAGGUUUGCGGUCAAGUUGUUUCCAAGCAGUCCCAUCGAGUUGCCAUCUCCAAAAAAGGCUCAACCUUCCAGGUGGAAAUACCAACGAAGGAAAACGCAAACGGUGAGUGGUGCACAUACUUGGAAAGCGGUCAAUACACUGUACAGGUUAUAACUAGCGAACAGGAACAUGCUGCGGGGAUUCAGUUCUUCCCGUUGACUCAGUCCUUUAAGGUCGAAACAUCUCCGUUGAGUGGAAUCAUAUUUUCCCAGCUCAGAGCUACCGUAGGAGGUGACAUUCGAUGUCUGCCGGAUGCCGGUAGUAAUUGUCCUGAAGAUUUGGUAAUCACUUUGACUGCGUUGGAUUCCAGCGGCAAUCCAUCGGGUCAGUCGUUUGUAACAGAGCAAAAAGCCGGUUUGUAUACGUUCAAUAAUGUCUUGCCGGGCAGCUACGAGGUAUCUGUACCGAAGUCCAAGUUAUGUUGGCAAAAUGAUAAAAUUAAAAUCAAUGUUAAGUCUGCAAAGGAAUCUGUUCCAAGUUUCGUUCAAAAUGGUUACGUCGUUUCGAUUGUUUCUAGUCACAGUACAAAAAUGUCUUAUAAGCAGCAAGGUGUGGAAGGAGCAAAACCAUUCGAACUUGCUUUAAAUCCCGGACUAAAUGCGUUCUGCGUACAGAAAGCCGGCACCUAUGAAAUCGAUCUCAGCGGUUGUCACAAAUACGGCACCGGCGUCGCUAAAGUAUUCAACACUAACGAAGUUUCACCACUAACAAUAACUGCACAGAAACAUCGCAACACCAUCAAAAUACUGGCGGAAGAGAAGUACGCCUAUAAGGCCAAAGUAUCCAUCGAUAAUUCCAUCCAAACGGUCGAAUUCACACCGACCGGUGAACUCUCGGAUAACCGACACGUCUACAAAUACGAUUUCUUCCUGGAAUCGGGUGAAAACAUUCACCUAACCCCGCAGAGCGACAUCAUGCUGUUCAGUCCGGUUUGGCUUGAAGCCGCCGGCGGAGCCGAUUGCACCGAAGUUCCCACCAAAAUCGUCGCCAACAAGGGCCUUCUGAUCAACGGUCGUACCAAUCCGCCGAUUCCGGAUGCGAAAAUUACGCUGCUAUUUCCGAAAAACGCUGAACUAACACCGCUGGUUGCCACGACCAACGACAAAGGGGAGUUCAAAUUUGGUCCCAUCGAUGCCGGCCUGGCAGUGGAACUGUCGGCCGAGAAAGAAUCCUACGUCUUUUCGCCGUUCGAUAGAACUACCAACAGCUUCAGCGGUCAUAAGCUGUGCGAAAUCAUCGUCACCGUAAAGGACGAUGCCGGCCAACGGUUGUCCGGUGUGCUGUUGUCGCUUUCCGGGGCGGAAAGUUAUCGCAAAAACUUGGUAACCGGUGAGGAUGGUACAAUUAAGUUCCACUCGCUUUCACCGAGUGAGUACUACCUGCGAGCGAUGAUGAAGGAGUACGACUUUAAACCCAACUCCAAGCUGAUCGAGGUGAAGGAAGGAGCCACCGUCGUGCAAGAGUUGCUCGGAACUCGAACAGCUUUUUCGAUUUUCGGCUCGAUUACUUCACUGAAUGGGGAACCCUUCGCAAACGUUUUCGUUGAAGCGAUGACGGACGAUCGCUGCGGAAAUCACCUAGAGGAAGCCACCAGUGAGUUCAAUGGUCUGUACCGAAUUCGAGGCCUCCAACCGGGCUGCCAGUAUCGUGUUCGAGUGCGCACCAACGGACCAAACUCUAACGUUGACCGUUCGAUUCCGAAAGAGAAACUCAUCAGCAUCGAAAAGGGUGACAUUCGUGACGUCAAUAUGAUCGCCAUCAGCCCACUAACCUUCGUGGACGUAACCGUACGGGUACUGGCGUCGGAAAACGACUACUACAAAACCCUCAAAAUAUUCCUAUACAAAAAGGGUAGCGAUUCGCCCGUUCACUCGCAACGAAUCGAAUCCCCACUGAAUCCAAAAAGUAAAAUCAACCCCGGCAUCAUGGUGUUCUUCCCUCGCAUCCCAUUCGAUGGGAAAACAUACUACAUCGAACUGACCACCACCCUAUCGGAUAAGAACUACAAAUACACCCUCCCCGCGGUGCAGUUCGCCGCGAACACCAGCAGCUAUUUUACCGAGCUGCAUUUCCGGCCGGAACUGCGUACGGCGGAAAGUGAUCUCAACCAGAAUUCCCUGUCGGCCAUUGUGCUGAUCUUUAUCGUUGGGUUUAUCUUCUUCAAGCAGGAUCUUGCCCUGGAACUGCUGGGGAUGGUAUGGAACAAGCUGGGUUCCGCGGUCGGUGAAAUCGUAAGCCGAUCGAAACCGAAGGAGCAGAAGUACGAACCGGCCGCUUUCGACGAGAAGGAAAUUGAUAAGCUUGCCUCCAGUAUCAAUGCGAUUAAGAAGAAGAAGGUUAAGAAAGCUAAUUGAGUGUUGGGGGUAAUGGGUUGAAGAGGGUUGUAGUGGAAGUGGUAGUAAGUGAACAAUAAAAAGUAGGUUGUUUCCUAUGAACAAAUGGUAAUCACA
This is a messenger RNA of Sabethes cyaneus, 3799 nucleotides long. RefSeq names its product nodal modulator 1. The coding region runs from base 95 to 3703 and encodes 1202 amino acids. The transcript is spliced from 4 exons. The record is from RefSeq and is a predicted model, not a curated record. Lineage: Eukaryota; Metazoa; Arthropoda; Insecta; Diptera; Culicidae. Gene Ontology annotation, molecular function: carbohydrate binding. Gene Ontology annotation, cellular component: endoplasmic reticulum membrane.